AAAUAGAUUUUUGUGUUGGAAGACAAUCAUGAGCGUAAAAGUUUGCCUCAGAGUGCGCCCUUCGAACUCUGACGAGAAUUGUGAUAAAAAUUUUGACAUAUUCGAAUCGACUGUCAAAGAGAAAAGGACGAAUGCUGAGUAUUCUUUUGAUGUGGUGUACGGUCAGAGGAGUAGCACGCGGGAUGUGCAGCAAGUAGUGGACCCUAUCGUGGAGGCAGUACUGAAGGGCUUCCAUGGAACUGUGUUCGCCUAUGGCCAAACUGGCUCUGGCAAAACGCACACGAUGAGUGGCACUGCACAGGAGCCAGGGAUCAUUCCGCUCUCAGUGAAGAAAAUCUUCGAAACUAUCGCUCAGGAGCAAAGUGACCGCGCUUAUCUUCUCCGAGUUUCCUACUUCGAGAUAUAUCUUGAGAGAAUCACCGAUCUGCUGGCGGAAAGAUCACCUGACCGAAAUAAUCAGAACAGGUUCUUGGAGGUGAAGGAAGACCAAAACAGGGAGCCUUAUGUGUGUGGACUGAAUGAGUCGGUGGUUGCGUGUGAGGAGGACGUGUUUGAGCACUUGAGAGUGGGGCAGCUGGCGAGGAAGACGGGCGCCACUGCUGUGAACGAGAAGAGCAGCAGAUCCCACUCCGUCUUCAGAAUCACCAUCGAGAGCAAGGACUCCGAGGACACCCUAACCAUGGGACACCUGAGUCUGGUGGAUCUGGCGGGCAGUGAGAAGUUGGCCCAGACGAAGGCGGAGGGGGAGAGACUGAAGGAGGGCAUCAACAUCAACCAGAGUCUCAUGCAGCUCAACAUGGUGAUCAACCAAGUGACCUCUGGAAACCAGCACGUCAGCUACAGGAACUCCAAACUCACCCGCAUUCUGCAGAACUCGAUCGGGGGAUCUGCGAAGACAUGCAUCCUCUGCACAGUGUCCCCCUGGGACUAUGAAGAGACUCUUUCUACUCUGAGGUUUGCGAAUACGGCCAAGAGGAUCAGGAACAAGGAGAAGAAGAACGAGAUAGUGGCUGACACGGCCAUGAUCAGACGGCUGGAGAGUGAGAUGAGGCGCAAGGAGCAGUUGAUCGCCACUCUCCUCAAAAAGGUCCACCAGCUGCAGGGCAACCAGCAGGGGACAGGCAACCCAAACAGAGAUGAAAUGGACGCAGAGCAGCAGCAGGAAGUGAAGAAACAGCAACAGCAACUGGAGAACCUCAAGUUGUUUCUCCUCAAGGGAAGCAUGAAAGGAGGAGACGACGACAACACCACAGCGGACAGUCGCAAGAAGACCCGAGACAGACGUGUUACUUGGGCACCCUCGGCUACUGCUAGAAAGAGCUCAGUGAGUGACUUAAGAGAGAGUAGCUUCGUGCCCAACUUCUCUGAGCUGCUCAAGUUGUCAUCCUCUCGUGAAAUAUCCACAGUCGUCUAUGAUGACGCAUCUCACAUGCUGCCAGCAGCUGCUGCCGUCCAUGCUCCAACAACGACAACAUUAACAUCAUGGCCUGACUCGCCAAGAAAUGUUCAGACAAGUAGUGAUCACGAAGAGUAUUUGUGUGUACUGCCCCCCGGUAGCAGCAGCACAAUCCACUCUGCUGCAAGGAUGUUUCCUUGCAUAGAAGAAGAAACGGCAGCGGAUCUAGAAGAUAGGAACAGCUUGGAGCCAAAGUAUUCGAAGGGGGGUCCAGAAUUCUGUUCAAAUCUAAGUGGUCGAGAUGCAAGUGUAACUGCCCCCCGAGAUAGCGAGUGUGCCAUGAACUCCAAUGGCUCUGCUGCAAUUGAUGCGUGCGAUGAUUUUAACGAAGAUGAGGAGGAAGAGGUGAAAAAUAAGUUUACAAGUUUGAACGAUUCAGUGUUCGGUUUCAUUCCUUCAAUUGACCGCAACAUGUUUUCGCCUUCCAACUUCAAAGAUGACAGUAGGAAGCUAGUUCGCUUUUCUCUCUGUGACGAGUUGAAGACGUUCACGCCGGAGCCGCCAGCUUCUCCCCCCGUCACUAACCUAGGUGCGACUCCUGAGAGCACCUUUCGCAAUCUGUUGAAGGUGUCUGAAAGUGGAGGCAAACGAAAUUUGUCCACACCCAAUUUGGCUAGAAAGUCUCUUCGACUGCAAGACAGACUGAAGUGUCUUCUGCAGAAGGAGUUCGCACUCUCCUCCUCUGAGAUUUACGACAUCGUGGACGAUUUGGCCUUCACAAUCAACGAGAAGUUGUCGGAACGCACAUCUACCACUCCCAGGGACAGUGUGGCGAGUAUGUUGGAUUUGGACUCUUCUUUCGUCCAUCUCACUCGAGGGGGUCAAGUGACGACUAUGAUGGAUGAUUCAGUUCUGCUGAUGGAAAAUAACGAGGAAAAAGAAAGCUGGCAAGAAAAAGGAAAGGUGUCUCACAAGCUGCAGUUUGAAAAUGCUUCGGACGACUUGAGAGAAAAGGUAGAAGAACUAGAGAGGGAGAAGUUGGCUCUUGAGCAAGAUGUGCAGGAGAGAGAUAAGCGAAUAGGUGAGUAUGAAAAAGUGAAGGCGGAAGCGAACGAGGCUCUAGAACGCAAGUCGGAGGAGUGUGAUAAGUUGAGCAGUGUCAUUUCCGAAAUGAAGCAUUUGAAGGCAGAGUUGGAAGAGUGUGCGGACAGAUUCAGUCAAGUGCAGGCGGAGAGAGAUUCGCUAGAGGGGAAUGUGAAACAGCUGCAACAUAGUUUGCACAGUGCCAUGCACGAUUUAUACAAUGCAAAAGAAGAGACGUCACAGUUGCAACUACAACUGAGAGAUGGCCAGUUGGAGACUUCAAGGCUGCAAUCACAAGUUGGAGAAAUGGAGAGGCAACACGUGGAAGGUUUUGUCUCCCAGAUUGUAGGCCAAGUGUUUGACGAGGUGGUGAAGGCGGAAGCUGAAGCUCAAACAGAAAGUGUUCAAAUGCAGACAGAGUGCAUAUAUUUUGAAGCAGGCGAAAUUAUGAAAAGGCAAUCAGAAAAUGCUGAAACUGAAACUGUACGUUUUGAAAAUGAAGCAUGUGAGGAUGGGAGGAGGGAAGAAGUAGACGCACUGGUGUUUAAAGUAGAUGAUUUGAACAGAUAUAUUGGUGUGUUGAAAGAGGAAAAAGACCAUUGGGAAGAACAGCACAAUAAACUGCAGGACAUUGUGGAAAAUUUGACAAUCGAUGUGGAAUCAAGAGACGAGUUAGUCGAAUUAUUGCGCUGCGAAAUGGAAGAGAAAACAGAGUCAAGCAACGAGCAGUUAGUGAAACUUCGAUCUGAACUGGAAAAUGUAAGGAAGGAAAAGGAAAAUGCUUCUGUGGGGUCGCAAUUUGAGGAACAGAGGCAGCUGAUGGGGCAGUUAGAAAACCGAUUGGACGAAAAAAUAAUUGAAAAUUUGAGUUUGACAGAAAAAGUAGAGAGGCUUGACAAAAGACUGGCAGAAAGCGAACAAUUUGAUGUUUCGAUGCAGACCGAAUUUCGUUCAGAUGUUGUUGAAACAGAAGUUCAAACAGAUCAAGUGCAAAAUCACGAUCAAAACAUUAGAGACAUUGUUAAGAUAAACGCCGAAUGCAACACGUCGUUUAACGUCUCACAAACAGCGAACAACUGCAAAUCAGAAACGGAAUCGGAAAAGUGUCCAAAAUGUAUUGAAAGUUUAAAAGAUGGGAAAGAAGAGUUUGACAAGCAAAUGCAAAACUUGUUGCUUUCUCACAGUAAAGAAAAGUUAGAACUAGAAGGAGUUAUGAGUAAUGUUGAGCAGAGAGCGAAAACAGCCGAGGCUGAAAUAGAAACUAUGAAACUACAGUUUGAGGCAAAUUUAACGGAAAAAGAAAGGAAACUGGAUGAGAUGAUUUUGGUAAAAGAUGGGCAAAUUGAAGAGCUGAAGAAGCAAGUCAUUCAUCUGAAAGAUGAACUGGCAAGUGCAGUUACUAGCCAAAAUGAGGCUGUUGAAAAAGUAGAGUUGUUGAAGGAGCAAUUGAAGAAUGCACAGAGUUCAGUGGAAAUGGCGAAACAACACAGAUGUGAGCUGGAAGCCGAAUUAGUUAGUUUGAAAACGGAGAAGUCAGAGGUUGAUCAAAUGGUUACUUUCUUUGAACAAAGAGCUCGUCAGUUCGAAACAGAUUUGGAAGAAGCUCUAGCUAAUUUAGAGAAAGUGGAAAAAGAACGUGUUUUGGAGGGAGAAGAGAAGAAGAAGGAGAUGGAGCAACUCAUUUUGAGGAAGAAUUCCGAGAUUGAAAGUGUGAGGCAGCAGCUGGUGGAAUCAGAGGAUGAAAUGAAGACGACAAAAAGUUUCCAACUGGCCGCUUUCGACGAGCUCGGUCAGACGAACGACCAGCUGGAGUGUGUUUGGAAGAAACUGGAACAGUCGGAACAAGAGACGAAAACAUUGAGAGCAGAGCUUGAAGAAGUGAAAUUAGAAAAGGAGAGUUUGAAUGAACACAUUCAGAAGUUGAAGCAGUCGCAUGCUGUAAAAUUGGCCAAUUUGAAUGAGAAGAUAGCGCUGAAGACGAAGCAGCUAGAAACAAGCAAGCCGAAGAAGUUUGCCAACUUCAGAGACAUGUUGAAUGACGACGAAGGAAGGAAACAGUUUCUGAAGGAGGAGGAGGAGGAGGAGAAAAAGAGGAUGUUGAAGGAGUUCCCUCGGCUGAAAGAGCAGAUAGAGAAGUUGGAGCUACAACUGUCCGACAGCGAAGGAAGGGAAGAGUGGCUGAACAAAGAGAUCAAAGAGUUUAAAAAGGAGAUCUAUGGGCUGAAGAAGCGCAUUCCGAUGGGGCCUCUGACGGCGGAGGAGACUUACGGGCCAGAGAGUAUGAAGCAGAUGUAUGACGAGGCAAUCGCCAACUACAAGCGCAAGAGACACGAGUGUCUAGCUUUGAAGCAGAAAUUAGAAAAGCAGGCGGAGCAGAUCGAGGAAUUGGAGAAGAAACUGAAGGAGCAAGAAAGGAGAAGUAGAGCGCGAUACUCACAGAUAGUGUUUGGGGCUGAUGACCCAGACGAACUGGAGACGCCCUCCUUUAUUAUCAAAGAAGACGAAGACGAGAGAGAGUCCUUGGAAAAUACUAUGACAGUAGCUUCGACUACGUCAUUGAGAAGAGCACCGCCUGUGGGAAAAGAAAAGAAGGCUCACAGCUCGAAGUUUGCCAGAUUGGACGGAGAAUCUGGCCGCUCGGUGCCAGUUUUAACUUCGUCAACACGUGGAAACGUGAACAAAAACAAGGAAGAUAUUAGCUUUCUGCUAGAUUAAAACACUAAUUGUAUAACUGUUUCGCUCUUCUUCUCUACAACUCUCCUUGGAAUAACUUAUGAGCUCGUAUAAACUUCCUGAUAGUUACGAUCUUAUUCCAAAAGUGUUUCAAAGGAGUUGCGCGAAAAGAGGAACAGCGAGUGCUUGUUUUUUUGUUGUGUAGUUUGAUUAAAUUGUUUUGCUUGUGAUUUGAAUAUUGGUUUUAAUCAGAUAUUUUGCGAAUAAACAGUUAUUUUUGUGUCA
Symsagittifera roscoffensis is the source of this 5437-nucleotide messenger RNA. RefSeq lists its product as uncharacterized. Lineage: Eukaryota; Metazoa; Xenacoelomorpha; Acoela; Convolutidae. The transcript is spliced from 22 exons. The coding region runs from base 29 to 5194 and encodes 1721 amino acids. Gene Ontology annotation, molecular function: microtubule binding; ATP binding; microtubule motor activity. The record is from RefSeq and is a predicted model, not a curated record. Gene Ontology annotation, biological process: microtubule-based movement.